AGCACUUCCGGAAAGUUGUUAAAUUGUCUGCAGCGGUGCCAGCCACUUCCUUUUUCAUAGUAAGUCAUCCCCCAACUGAUGCUAUUAUUAAGGCACUGAUUGUUGGACUUGUAAAAUAAACCAAAAUGGUGUUCGUGAAAAUAAUAAAAAAUAAGGCCUAUUUCAAGAGGUUUCAAGUAAAAUUCCGAAGGAGGAGAGAGGGAAAAACUGACUACUUCGCGAGGAAACGUCUUGUGGUGCAGGAGAAAAACAAGUACAACACACCUAAAUAUCGAAUGAUAGUUCGCUUCACUAAUAAGGAUAUUAUUUGCCAGAUAGCGUAUGCCCGUAUUGAGGGAGAUGUGAUUGUGGUUGCGGCCUACUCUCAUGAGCUCCCUAGAUAUGGCAUCAAGGUAGGGCUGACCAACUAUGCUGCUGCAUAUUGCACAGGACUUCUUCUUGCCAGAAGAAUAUUGAAAAAGUUCAACUUGGACACCAUCUAUGAUGGUUGUACUGAUGUGACUGGAGAGGAGUAUAAUGUUGAGAACAUUGAAGGUAAACCCAGAGCCUUCCGUGCAUUUCUUGACGUUGGACUCAGCCGUACUACAACUGGUGCAAGAGUCUUUGGAGCAAUGAAAGGUGCUGUUGAUGGUGGUAUGGAGAUACCUCACAAUGUUAAGCGCUUCCCAGGUUAUGAUGCGGAAAGUGGAGAAUUUAAAGCUGAGGUGCAUAGGGAUCAUAUUUUUGGCAAACAUGUCGCAAAUUAUAUGUCUACACUUCAAGAAGAAAAUGAAGAAACAUACAAAAAACAGUUCUCGCGUUAUAUUAAACUAGGCAUAACACCCGAAUCAAUUGAAAAGCAGUAUAAAAAUGCACAUGCAGCAAUCCGUUCUCAUCCAGAACCAGUAACUGCGCCUAAGAAAACUGUUGUGAAAAAGAGACACAAUGCCAAGAAACUUACUCUGGAACAGCGCAAGGCUCGUAUUCAAAAGGAGAAGAGUGAAUUUAUGAAAAGUCUCAAGAAAGAUGAUGAUUAAGUUUAUUUCUUAUGACCGGGGUCAAUAAAAACUUACUGCAUCAA
This is a messenger RNA of Octopus bimaculoides (California two-spot octopus), 1060 nucleotides long. Its product is annotated as large ribosomal subunit protein uL18. Lineage: Eukaryota; Metazoa; Mollusca; Cephalopoda; Octopoda; Octopodidae. Gene Ontology annotation, biological process: ribosomal large subunit assembly; translation. Gene Ontology annotation, cellular component: ribosome; cytosolic large ribosomal subunit. Gene Ontology annotation, molecular function: structural constituent of ribosome; 5S rRNA binding. The record is from RefSeq and is a predicted model, not a curated record.